AUUUUUGUUGUGGGCCGUGACUUGGGCUUCCUGCGCGUUGUCUUGAUUCGCUCCUGCUCGCGUUCUUCUUUGUCCGGUGUUUCUUCGGUGCGCGCAUCGUUCCUACUCACGUCCUGCAGAGUUAACAAGUGGUGAUUGUUCUAUUCAAAGAUUUUUUGAAUCCGAAUGGGUUAUCUUCAAUUUGGAAGACAUGGUAUUAGGCAAAUCAUUAGAUUUAAAGACGCCGUUAAUGAUAGUGUUGUGGUAAACCCACUCUUGUAUGCAUCUCAAGGACUCAGAUACAACAGGAAGCUCCAAGUCAUCCUUACAACUGACAUAGAUAAGCUGGGAAAGGCUGGUGAUACUGUCAAAGUUGCCCCUGGAUAUUUUCGCAACCAUCUCAUGCCAAAGCUUCUUGCUGUCCCUAACAUUGAUAAGUUUGCUUAUCUCCUCACCGAACAGCGCAAGAUUUAUCAACCUACUGAAGAAGUAAAACAAGAAGAUGUUAUUCUUGUUAGUGAGUCAAAGGAAGAUAUGAUGAAAGAGUAUGAAAAGGCAGCCCUGCGUCUUGAUAAAGCUAAGCUGGUCUUGCGGAGGUUAAUUAAUGUUCAAAAAGCGAAGUUGCGUGAAUCAAAAGAUGACCCCUUGGAGUUACGCAUACCAGUGACGAAAAAAGCUCUUGUGGCUGAGAUUGCAAGACAACUUUGUGUGAACAUCACACCUGAGAAUCUACAUCUUCCAUCACCUUUAUCGACUGUUGGAGAAUAUGAGGUGCCACUGCGUUUACCAAGGUCCAUCGCUUUACCAGAGGGCAAGCUUAAUUGGACAUUGAAAGUUAAAAUCCGAAGUAAAUAAAUUAGUUAUCUUUUUGAAUCCAAGUUCAUGAAUGUUUUGGUUUAUACUGAUAAAUUCAACCAGAGGAUUGUAGAAGUGUAAGCCUUUUCGAAACAUAUUUUUGUUGGUAACAUUUCCUCUUUUAAAAACUCUGCUUGUCAAAUAUUUCUGACUUGCAAAUGAUUUUGAUCAUGUUUUAUCAUCCAGUCCGGUCUUAAACACAGCCAUCUUCCUAUAUUUAUUCCAAUUUGGACUUUGGUGGACCAAUUUGCAAUUUAACCCUUCAGAGGGAGUAAUACACUUAUCAAUUCAA
Messenger RNA from Cicer arietinum (chickpea), 1126 nucleotides. RefSeq lists its product as uncharacterized. Gene Ontology annotation, molecular function: structural constituent of ribosome. NCBI's taxonomy places the organism in Eukaryota, Viridiplantae, Streptophyta, Magnoliopsida, Fabales, Fabaceae. Gene Ontology annotation, biological process: translation. Gene Ontology annotation, cellular component: ribosome. The record is from RefSeq and is a predicted model, not a curated record.